Messenger RNA from Dictyostelium purpureum, 1167 nucleotides. Its product is annotated as UDP-N-acetylglucosamine-dolichyl-phosphate N-acetylglucosaminephosphotransferase. Gene Ontology annotation, cellular component: membrane. Gene Ontology annotation, molecular function: UDP-N-acetylglucosamine-dolichyl-phosphate N-acetylglucosaminephosphotransferase activity. Bases 1 to 1167 code for a protein of 388 amino acids. The transcript has 3 exons. NCBI's taxonomy places the organism in Eukaryota, Evosea, Eumycetozoa, Dictyosteliales, Dictyosteliaceae. Gene Ontology annotation, biological process: protein N-linked glycosylation; dolichol-linked oligosaccharide biosynthetic process. The record is from RefSeq and is a predicted model, not a curated record.
AUGUUUGAUAGAUCUUUAAUAGGGUUUAUUGGUAUUUGUUGUUUGCCACCAAUUGUAUUACUAUAUAAUUUACCAAAUUUAUCAUUACAAUGGAUUAUUAUACAAAGUGGUAUAUUCUCAUUUGGUGCAGGUUUAUUAACUUAUAGAUUAAUUCCAACAAUUUCGGAGUUAACAUCAACAGCAAACCUCACUGGUAUGGAUUUAAAUAAAAAAGGCAAUCCAAAAUAUUCAGGUAAAAAAAUACCCGAAUCAUUAGGUAUUUGUGUUUCAGUUGUUUAUUUAGUUUGCGUUAUUUUAUUUCAAUUAUUCCAAUGGUUUUCAUUCCCAGAAACAGUUCAAUUAAGUGAAUAUAAUGCAGCAUUAACAAGCAUUUGCUUUAUGAUUUUAUUAGGAUUUGGUGAUGAUGUAUUAAAUUUACGUUGGAGAUACAAGUUAGUUUUACCAUUAUUUGCAAGUCUUCCAUUGUUGGUAGCUUAUGCAGGUGGUACAUCAGUUGUCGUUCCAGAUAUUAAUUUCCCAGUUCCAUUAAGAGAAUGGUUAGGUAUGACUUUUGACCUUGGUGUUUUUUAUCGUAUCUACUUGUUAAUGUUAGCAAUCUUUUGCACCAACUCAAUUAACAUUUUAGCCGGUAUUAAUGGUUUGGAGGUUGGUCAAUCAGUUGUAAUUGCAAUUUCAAUUAUUGUUCACAAUUUAAUCGAACUUACCAUCUCACCAAAUUCACAACAACAUCUCUUCUCAUUGGUCUUGAUGAUUCCUUUCCUUUUCACAGCAAUUUCUUUAUUAUUCUAUAAUUGGUAUCCAUCUCGUGUUUUUGUCGGUGAUACUUUUACAUAUUUCUCUGGUAUGUGCUUUGCUGUUGUUGCCAUUCUUUGUCAUUUCAGUAAAACUUUAUUAUUAUUCUUUAUUCCACAAAUUUUAAAUUUCCUUUAUUCGACCCCACAGUUAUUCGGAGUUAUUCCAUGUCCAAGACACAGAGUACCAAAAUAUAAUCCAACUACCGACAAAAUGGAGGCUAUUCCAACUAAUUUAACAAUUAUUAACUUGUUAUUAAUGGUUACCGGUCCAUUAUCUGAAAGAAAACUUUGCAUCUAUUUAUUAAUUUUCCAAGGUUUAUGUUCAUGUAUCGGUUUUGGUGUCAGAUAUUUUGUAGCUCCAUAUUUUUUCUAA